Molecule: messenger RNA, 3175 nt
Organism: Gracilinanus agilis (Agile Gracile Mouse Opossum)
Lineage: Eukaryota; Metazoa; Chordata; Mammalia; Didelphimorphia; Didelphidae
Gene: P3H2
Product: prolyl 3-hydroxylase 2
Exons: 15
Coding region: 148-2262 (704 amino acids)
Biological process (GO): collagen metabolic process
Cellular component (GO): endoplasmic reticulum
Molecular function (GO): L-ascorbic acid binding; procollagen-proline 3-dioxygenase activity; iron ion binding
Source: RefSeq, a predicted model, not a curated record
GGAGGGAGUCACACCAGCCGGCAGCUGCAGCCUGGGCUGAGAGCGGAGCAGGAGCCGCUGCAGCGUGCGUGCGGGGAAGCGGCCAGCGGGGAGCGUAGCCGUCCCAGGGCUGGCGUCCAGGAGCUGCGGGGCCGCGGAAGCAGGAGGAUGCGGGGCGGCGGCCACCACAGGAGCCCGUGGGCUGGACUACUGCUGCUACUACUGCUGGCGCUGCUGCUGCUGGGGGGCUUGGUGCAGGCGGCGGGCAAACAGGGAGCUUUGCAGCCCUUCGAGCUGCUCUACAACCGCGGCGUCGAGGCGUUCUCCGACGGGGACUUUCCAGCAGCCGUGCGUUACCUGGAGCAGGCGCUGAGCAGCCGCCGACGACUGCGGGAGGAGCGGCUGCGCUGCCGCCUGGAGUGCGGGGCCCGAGCGCCCCUGGGAUCGGCGCGCGGCGGCGGCCCGGCUUGGGAGCUACGCUUCUUGCGCGCCCUGCUGGAGCGGGCUCGCUGCGUGCGCCGCUGCGAGCAAGAGGAUGAGUCCGGUGCCUCCGACGGGCACCCCCGCACGGCUAGCUCCGGGUUCGUGAGCCGAAGCCCAGCAGACGUGAGCCGAGAUUUCCAGAGGAGGAUGCCCUACAGCUAUCUCCAGCAGGCCUACAGCCAGAUGAACCAGAUGGAAAAAGCAGCUGAAGCAGCCUAUACUUUUUUAAUGGCCAAUCCCGAGCACAUGGCUGUGCCUUCUCAUGAUGGGAAUUCUGAAACGGUGGCAGGAGCCAAGCUGGUGGAUAGAGAAGCCCAACCCCACCUGGAACACUACCGAGAAGCAGUAGAACAUUAUGAAGAUGACGACUUCCAGCUGGCCAUCAAGGCCUUUGAACAAGCUUUAAAGGAAUAUUUCAAAGCAGAUAGGCAAUGCCGAGUUCUGUGUGAGUGGUCCCAGAGCUACGAUGACCAUGACCAUCGAAUGAAAACCGACGGCUUCUAUGAAGUCAUCGCAGGUCUCUACUCCCGGCGUCUGAUCUGUGAGCACGACUGCGUGAGGGAGCUCGCUACCUGGCCCCGCCAGCCGGCCCCCAUCGAGAACUUCCUCCCCCUUCACUACGACUACCUCCAGUUCUCCUAUUAUCAAGUUGGCAACUACGUGAAAGCUCUGGAAUGUGCCAAGUCCUACCUUCUGUUCCACCCAGAUGAUGAGGAUGUGCAGGACAACGUGAGGUACUACGAGAGUGUGUUGGAAGAAAGCAUGGACCCGAGCAUCAUCACACCUAGGGAGGACGCUACAAUGUUCAUGAAACGGUAUAAGCUGGAGUCUGAGCUCAUCAAGUCAGCCACAGUCCAUCUGGGCAUCCCCUACACCGAGCAGAAUUACUGGACCAGCAAUGGAGGAAGGCAAGAAGACCUUGAGACCCCUGCAGAGACUGGCCACAGGGAGGCUGAUGCUCCUGAGAGGUCUCUGGGAAAGCAGCCUGUGCCCAGGAUCGACCGAGACCUUUGCGAGGGGGGACCACUGCUCUACAGCCACGUGAAGUUUGUCUACAAUUCGGAGCAGCUGAACGGGACCCAGAGGAUGCUGCUAGAUAAUGUCUUGUCUGAGGAGGAAUGCCAAGAGCUCCAUAGCAUGGCCAGUAGAAUCAUGCUUGCUGGUAGUGGGUACCAAGGGGAAGUUUCCCCUCUCACUCCCAAUGAGAAAUUUGAAGGUGCCACCAUCCUAAGAGCCCUCAAGUUUGGUUACGAAGGUCGAGUGCCCCUGAAGAGUGCUCGGCUGUUCUAUGACAUCAGUGAGAAGGCCCGGAAGAUCGUCGAGUCCUACUUCAGGCUGAAUUCCACCCUGUAUUUCUCAUUCACUCACUUAGUUUGCCGAACACCUCUCUCAGAUCAGCCACAAAGCAGAGAUGACCUCAGUCAUCCCAUCCAUGCAGACAACUGCUUCUUGGAUUCAGACACCAAUGAAUGCUGGAAGGAGUUUCCUUUGGCUGCUAGGGAUUACAGUGCCAUUCUCUAUAUGAAUGAAGACUUUGAAGGGGGAGAGUUUAUCUUCACUGGAACAGAUUCCAAAACUGUGACUGCCUCCAUCAAACCAAAAUGUGGGCGAAUGGUCAGCUUUUCUUCGGGCAGAGAGAACCCUCAUGGAGUGAAGGCUGUGACCAAGGGGCAGCGGUGUGCCGUCGCUCUUUGGUUCACCUUGGACCCAUUGUACAGAGAGUUGGAGCGGCUACAGGCUGAUGAGAUGAUCCGACAGUGGAACCAUGAACAGAGCAUCAACCCCAAAGAUGAACUAUGAAAGUGGCCUCUCAGAAUGUUCUAUCCCAUAUUUAUUUAAUGACGUUAAUCUUAUUAGAACCUUUUAUUUUUGUACAGAGUCUCGGUCUAAAUUAACGGGUCACCUCCCUGCGGGCUGCUGGGGACCUUUUGUCUACACUCCUCCAAUCUCUCAAUCAGUCAGUUAGCCUCAGUGCAUCUUCUAAGAGAACCGACGAGUCCACUCACAGUCACGUGCUAAGUGCCUUCUACUUGCUGGGGAUGCAGGAUGGGAGUCAGACAGCCUCGAGGAGCCUCCCUUCCAGUCAAUCCCUGCCUUCCGGAGACGGAAAAGGAAAAUCAACAAUCCCUCCCCAUCCAUUUGUUAGGGAUAGCGAAGCCCCUUCCUCUGUUCUCAAUGGCAUCCCAAGAACUGCAGCUCAAAGGAUGGAGGUGAUGUUGUGUAUGAUAUCUCAUUUGAGCUUCCCAACAGCCCUGGGCAUUAGGUACGCUUAUUGCCGCCAUUUUACAGAUGAGGACGGGGAGGCUGAGAAAGGUCAAGGGACUUGCCCAGGGUCACACAUCUAGAUAAGUAUAUGAGACAGGACUUAAACAUGGGUUUUAGCCUCACACUCUAUCCAUUGAGCCACCUCAUGUGGUUAGCGAGAGAAACAACCAAACCAUCCCGGGCCAAAGCAAGGCAAAGAGGGCUCCCGACUUUGGAGAAUGCAGGCCCGGGGAGUCAUUGCUGUAUUUUCCCCAUAAAACCCAGAACCUGCUCCAGAACAUUCAGGGCACUGUCCCGUGUCUUCUCCUGUGUAUCCUGGGCCUGGAUCACUUGCGGGCAAUUUCCCGAUCAUUUCACCAGCUUUUGGGGGGACACCACACUUUUGUUACCGUACAACAUUUCCGUGCUUUUGUCUGAUUCUUUCAAUAAAGGGAAACUUUCUUUUAAC